This is a messenger RNA of Protopterus annectens (West African lungfish), 1641 nucleotides long. RefSeq lists its product as uncharacterized. The transcript has 8 exons. Bases 552 to 1556 code for a protein of 334 amino acids. Lineage: Eukaryota; Metazoa; Chordata; Ceratodontiformes; Protopteridae. The record is from RefSeq and is a predicted model, not a curated record.
UGAAGCCAAACAGGAAAAGAGCACAGAACUCAGUAAGGAUUAAGGAAACAAGUAGCAGGUACAGAAAUCUCUGACCAAAUGAAAGUCCAAGGCUUCAGUAUAUUCUUCAUCAAGAUGUUCCUGUUAAGUUCAGUAAUCUUGCACUGAAAUUCCCUGGUGUGUGUAUCAGAAGCAUAAUCAAGCCUAUUUCCAAGCAUCAUAAAAUUGGAGGUUUCAGAUGCAAAAAUCUCUUUCAACAACAGCUUCGGUGUACUAAAAGAGCAGACUGAUACAUUCCAAGAAGACUAUGAAGAUGACGAUGCCACCCUUCAACAGCAUUCUGAGAUCUAGGGAAACCUUCUGUUAAAGUAUUAUAAUGACUCCAGAAUAAUAAUUCAAAAAGUGGUGGAAUCCUUUCUGAUGUGCAUCCCCGCAUUCCAUACCUUCUAGGUUUACCUAGCAGGAUAAUAAAGGUAAUGCCAUAUCAACUACUGCACUCCUAUGGAGCUUAAAGGAAGUAAUUAACUAUCAUCUAUUGGUUAUCAAAAACAAAAGUGGAAAAGAGGCUGAAGAUGAAGAUGGAAAUGAUUAGCUUUAUUACAGUCUUCUGUUACGUAAUGUUAUCAUCUACCUUUGUUCAAAGCCAGAGGGAACCCAUAACUAAAAGUAAUACUGAUAGCACAGAAAAACAAGGCGUGAUUUCACAAAAAAAUUCUACAAGUGUCACUCCAGAUGGAAAGCUUCAAAAUACACUUGCAGUCACUUCUGAAGGCGGUUAUACAAAUACGUCUGCAUCUGCAAAUUCAUCUGAAAGUUCAACAGCUAUGAGCAGCAUAUUGAACCCUACUGUAGUUUCAGUGCCAAACGAAACUGGAAACAAGAACACACAUACAUCAGUAACCAUCUCUCCAGCAGGUAGCACUGCUCUUCCAUUGCUAACAAAUCUGUCAGCAGUGACAAAUACUUCAACAGCAAAGCCUUAUACAACAGCAAAUAAUAAAGAAACGUCAUCAUUUUCUCUGGAUUUGAAAACAUUAUCUAGUCCUACAAGUAAAAAUGCUCUGACAACCCUUGCUUUUAAAACUACUAAAACAGAAUUUUCCACAGCAAGGGUACCGGAGUCUACAGAUGCCUAUACACAAUAUACUGGAUCUUUAUACUCAGUUUUAACAUCUCAAACUGUUGUAGGUAGAAAAUUCAGUCUGAAUAAUUCAGAGAUCAUCUUGACCAUUGUUUUUAGCAUUGUACUUGGAGUGGCUGUAUUAGUCCUCAUUAUGUACAGUGUUAAUAAAUGCAAAAAGAGGAGAGAGCAAUAUUCUCAUCACCGUUUAGAGACCAUACCAUAUGAUGACACAGCUGACACAUACAGUGUUCCAGAUGAUACACUAGUAAUUUCCGGAGGAUUGUAUGAUGUACCAAGAGUCUAUAACCCCACAGUAUCUACACUGGAAGAUGACAAUGUGCUUGAUUAUCUACAUUUCACAUCAAGACCAGGAAACUUUAGACUGGAAUUCUUACCAGAAGAAACCGAAAAGGAACCUUCUUAUAUGCGUACCAACUUUGAAACUUUUGCUUAAUCCCCUGACUGAUAGAACAAAGAAUUAUAUUACCACUGGUUAUGUUCUACAUGUAUAUUGAGAAAUAAAGACUACUUGGACUGUU